Molecule: messenger RNA, 2064 nt
Organism: Chrysochloris asiatica (Cape golden mole)
Lineage: Eukaryota; Metazoa; Chordata; Mammalia; Afrosoricida; Chrysochloridae
Gene: PCSK9
Product: proprotein convertase subtilisin/kexin type 9
Exons: 12
Coding region: 1-2064 (687 amino acids)
Biological process (GO): proteolysis
Molecular function (GO): serine-type endopeptidase activity
Source: RefSeq, a predicted model, not a curated record
AUGGGCAUGGGCAGCUGCGGGAGGCCGUGGUGGCCGUUACUGCUGCUGUUGUUGCUACUUCUUCAGAGCCCCAAGGGCUCCCGCGUACAGGAAGAUGAGGAUGCAGACUACGAGGAGUUUGUGCUUGCCUUCUCAUCCGAGGAGGACAACUCGGCAGACGUGGCUCAGGAAGUAGCUACUGCCACCUUCCACCACUGCGCCAAGGAUGCUUGGAGACUGCCGGGCACCUACGUGGUGGUGCUGAAGGAGGAGACCCACAGCUCGCAGACGUUGCACACUGCCCGCCGCCUGCAGUCCCGCGCUGCCCGCCGGGGCUACCUCAUCAAGAUCCUGCACAUCUUCCAUGAUCUCUUUCCCGGCUUCCUGGUGAAGAUGAGUGGUGACCUGCUGGACCUGGCCCUGAGGCUGCCCCACGUGGAAUACAUCGAGGAAGACUCCUCUGUAUUUGCCCAGAGCAUCCCGUGGAACCUGGAUCGGAUUAUCCCUGCUUGGUACAAGGCAGAUGACUUCCAACCACCCAAUGGUGGUGGCCUGGUGGAGGUGUAUCUCUUAGACUCCAGCAUCCAGAGUGACCACCGGGAAUUUGAAGGGAGGGUUACAGUCACUGAUUUUGAGAAUGUGCCAGAAGAGGAUGGGACUCGCUUCCACAGACAGGCAAACAAGUGUGACAGCCAUGGUACUCAUCUGGCAGGGGUGGUCAGUGGCCGGGAUGCCGGCGUGGCCAAGGGUGCCAGUCUGCGCAGCCUGCGAGUGCUCAACUGCCAAGGGAAGGGCGCGGUCAGCAGCACCCUCAUAGGCCUGGAGUUCAUUCGGAAAAACCAGCUGGCCCAGCCCACAGGACCACUGGUGGUGCUGUUGCCCCUGGCGGGCGGCCACAGCCGGGUGCUCAACGCUGCCUGCCAGCAGCUGGCAAGGGCCGGGAUGGUACUGGUAGCUGCUGCUGGCAAUUUCCGAGAUGACGCCUGCCUCUACUCGCCGGCCUCGGCCCCCGAGGUCAUCACUGUUGGAGCCACGAAUGCUCAGGACCAGCCAGUGAUGCUGGGAGCCCUGGGGACCAACUUUGGCCGCUGUGUGGAUGUCUUUGCUCCAGGGGAUGACAUCAUCGGUGCCUCCAGUGACUGCAGCACUUGUUUUGCAUCCCAGAGUGGGACAUCACAGGCUGCGGCACAUGUGGCUGGCAUUUUGGCCAUGAUGCUAACCGUUGAGCCGGAGCUCACCCUGGCUGAACUGAGACAGAGACUUAUCCACUUCUCUGCCAAAGGCGUCAUCAAUGAAGCCUGGUUCCCUGAGGGCCAGCGGGUACUGACCCCCAACCUGGUGGCCACAUUGCCCCCCAGUGCCCACAGAGCAGGUGGGCAGCUACUCUGCAGGACUGUGUGGUCGGUGCAUUCGGGGCCCACACGGAUGGCCACAGCUGUGGCCCACUGUGCCACCAAGGAGGAGCUGCUGAGCUGCUCGAGUUUCUCCAGAAGCGGGAAGAGGCGUGGCGAGAGCAUCCAGUCCCAUGGAGGCAGGCGAGUCUGCCUGGCCCACAAUGCCUUUGGAGGUGAGGGUGUCUACGCUGUUGCCAGGUGCUGCUUGCUACCUCAGGCCAGCUGCAGCGUCCACACAACACCACCAGCCAGGGCUGGAGUAGAGACCCACGCUCACUGCCGCCAGCAGAACCAAGCCCUCACAGGCUGUAGCUCCCACUGGGAGGCUGAGGACUUCGGCAACCACAGGCACCCUGUGCUGAGGCCACAUGGUCAAUCCGGCCAGUGUGUAGGCCACCAGGAGGCCAGCAUCCAUGCUUCCUGCUGUCAUGCACCGGGUCUGGAGUGCAAAAUCAAGGAACAUGGUGUCUCAGGUCCUGCAGAGAAGGUGACUGUGGCCUGUGAGGAGGGCUGGACCCUGACAGGCUGCAGUGCCCUCCCCGGGCCCGCCCGAGUCCUUGGGGCCUACACUGUGGACAACACGUGCGUGGUGAGAAGUCAGGACACUGGUGCAGGAGGCAGGACCAGCGAGGAGGCUCUAGCCGCUGUUGCUAUCUGCUGCCGGAGCCAGGCCUCCCUGGAACUCCAGUGA